This is a messenger RNA of Caenorhabditis angaria, 501 nucleotides long. NCBI's taxonomy places the organism in Eukaryota, Metazoa, Nematoda, Chromadorea, Rhabditida, Rhabditidae. The record is from the annotation of a GenBank genome assembly.
AUGUCUCUUGAUCAUAUUUUCAAAACUAAUGAAAGAUGUAUUGCAACUGCGGAAAAACCUCUAAGAAGAGAUAUGUUUUGCAAAGAUGGAUAUUACCACGCAAUCGGUCAAAAACACUUGAAUAUUGAUGAUGAGAAGUUAAAAGAAUGUGAUCGCAAUAAGGAUUGCCCCGACGGAAGUUAUUGUCUAGAACGACAUCACAUAGGAAGAUGUUAUGAUAUUGAUGGACCGAAAGAAAAAGAAAAAAAAGGAAAAAAAGAUGAGGAAGAGAAGAAAAGUAAUGUUGAAGAAAAGGAUAAUACUUUGAUGAUUGUAAUUAUAAUUGUAUCAAUUGUAGUUUUAAUUGGUGUUGGAAUUGGUGUUAAAUUCUUCAUUUGGCCAAAAAUGAAACAAGCAAAAAUCGGUCAAAAUCAUUCAGUUGAAAAUGGACAAAAUAAGAAGAUGGAAAAGGCUAGCAAACAAAAAAACAUGAAGAAAGGAAACAAAGGAUCAAAUGUUUGA